Molecule: messenger RNA, 1523 nt
Organism: Triticum dicoccoides
Lineage: Eukaryota; Viridiplantae; Streptophyta; Magnoliopsida; Poales; Poaceae
Exons: 2
Coding region: 100-588 (162 amino acids)
Source: RefSeq, a predicted model, not a curated record
GCUGCACUGGAUGGGCGUCUCGUCGGGGUCGCCGCGUGGUCGUUUGCAUUCGCCUCUGGUGUUGGAGAGAGUUGUGCGGCCCCGGGAGUUCUGUCAUCAAUGAGAUCCACCGUCUCCCGAGGUCCUUAUCCACCCCAUCUCACGAGGAAGCCGCGGGAGGAGGAGAUCGACCGGGCAUUCGCAGGUCGGAGAAGGAGGAGAGGCGUGGAUGCCAGCCAGGGAGGCGGAUCGGCUCGCCUCCGCCGCGCCGUGAGCGCCGCCGCAGCCUCUGCAUCCACCUUGCUCCACAUAGCAGCAUGUGUGCGGAAGCACGGACAGGCGACCACGAGCAGAUGGCGUCGGCAGCAACGGCAACACGCACGGUGCGCGAAGUCCGGUAAGAUGGGCGCGGCCUGCCUGCAGGCAUUUCAGGAUGGAGUGCCCGACGGCUCGGAACACGCGCGCCCGGCGCACACGAGGUAUGCCUCGGAGUACGCCGGCAGCAACAUGCACCGCGAGAUCCCGGAGAAGCCCAGCCAGUACAGAGCCCCUCCGUACUGGACGAACCCUGCGACUCCAUCCUCGCCUCCACUCACAGGUCUAUGCUGAUUUCCACAAUAACACUGCCUCCAACUUUCUCAUUUCCCCGGCUCUGCAUACAAGGUACAAACUAGGUAUGCAAAUCUUGUUAUCGCUUGUUCAGUCGCUUUCUGGUUUAUGCCCUUUCACCUGCAUAUGCGAGGCAGUGUGUGGAAUUUAGGUGCUGGUUUGAACAAAUUACAAUGAUGUAGUGGUGAGGAUCGGUACAGUCACCGGCAUUAUAUUGUGGUCAGCUUGUUUGUCUGCUUGUUCAUGCAUUCUAAUACAUGAUGUCCUGAUGAUUUGUGAAGUUCUGUGUAUCACGUGACAAGCUGCACAUAAGGUAGCAUGGCAGCUUGUUUGUUGCUUUUAGGAUGUACAUGUACCCAGGUGGAUCAAAUACAGAUACCGAUCAUAUAAUUUUCUUUACUCGUGUGUUUUUCAUGUGUCUGCCAAGCGUUUCGACAAAUUGAUUAUAUCAUUCAGAUGUAUUCAGGCCAGGUUUCUGUGAUCCAAAAAAAAUCAUGUGGCACUGGCUUUCUUAUUACAUACAAAGCUAAAUGUGGAGAAGUAUAUAUGUUCAUUAUUUGGUAACUGAACUGAAUUACCUUGGUAUAAAACUCCCAUUAGCUUUUGUCGGAGGUGCUGUAAUGAUUUGUCGGAAAGGCUUUUAUAUUUCCAAGUUGAUCAACUACACAACUUUUGAUCCUAAAGCCUUUCUUUAAAAGGGACUGGUCAAUACAGCUCGAUGUUGUGCUAUGUUGCUAUUGGGCUCUUUUUUGUUUUCUUAAAAUGGUCGGAUAUCUCUCAUGUUUUAUUCAUGGUCGAUUGCUUAUAUCCAAAAUAAUUAUGUUAAUACACUGAAGUUAAUUUCUAUUCCCUCCGUCCCAAGUCUCAAGCUUAGUUUAAAGUUGAGACACUUAUUUUAGGACAGCGGGAGUACAUCAUCAGUGAAGUUGGCUAAA